This is a messenger RNA of Symbiodinium sp. CCMP2456, 1586 nucleotides long. The record is from the annotation of a GenBank genome assembly. NCBI's taxonomy places the organism in Eukaryota, Dinophyceae, Suessiales, Symbiodiniaceae.
GAAGCAUCGAAUCAACUUCCUUCGUGAAUCCGAAGCUCGUGCCGCAGAUGGCGGAUGCUUCGGAUGUGCUCAAGUCAUGCGUCACAGAGCAUCCGGACGUGCGCUUCCCAGUGCUCGUCCCCAACCUCCGCGGUUUGGAGGCGGCCCUGGCAGCAGGAGCAAAGGAGGUCACCCUCCUUGCUGCCGCCAGCGACACCUUCGCCCAAAAGAACACGAACUGCACUGUCGAAGAGAACUUGGAGAGAGCCAGGGCAGUCAUGGAACGAGCACAGCAAGCUAGUUGCUCGGUCCGUGCGGCCAUCUCUGUCUGCCUCGGAUGCCCCUACGAGGGCGAGGUGCCUCCCAGACAAGUGGCCAAGGUGGCUGCGCGCCUUCAUGAGGCAGGCUGCGAGGAGCUUCUGAUUUGCGACACGACAGGCGUGGGUACGGCAGCCGGAGUGCGCCGGGUCCUGGAGGAGGUUGCAGGUGCGGGUGUCCCCAUGGAACAAAUUGGGGUCCAUUUCCACGACACCUAUGGCCAGGCGGUGGCCAACACUUUAGCAGCGCUGCAAUUCGGAGUUCUCCGCGUUGACGCCGCUGCUGGCGGCGUGGGCGGCUGCCCUUUUGCAGGGCCAGGAGCCAGCGGCAAUGUCGCUACCGAGGACGUGUUAAGACUGCUAGAGGGUCUUGGGGUCGAAACUGGCAUCCAACCCUUGGCUUUGGCACAGACCGGGCAGUGGCUGACGGUUCAUAUCCUCGGGAAGGAGAACGGCGCGAAGGCGGGGCCAGCGCUUCUUCGCGCAGAAGGCUCGGCGGAGACCCCGGCCCAGAGGUCCAAGGAGCCUUCGACGUCGAGGCCCCUCCAGGGCCUCAAGGUUUUGGAGGUGGGACCAGGCCUCGUUGCAGGAGGUUGGACAGGGGCGACUUUGGCCUACUUUGGUGCCGAGGUGGUGAAAGUGGCCUCCCCAGCUCAAAAUAGCGCACUCUGUUUCAAGCUGCCUGCACUUGCUGCAAAGAUGGCCCGCUCCCGCUCCGUCACUGGUGCCAUCGUGACUGCACUGGGCCUUGGCUUUGUAGCCUCUCAGCUUGGCGGUGCCUUCGUGGGAUCCUCCCCGCAGCGGGGAGGCCCUCAGGUGGUGCGGCAUGUGGGCGUGGACUAUCUUCUGCGCAACGGCCCCAAGGAUGCCGACCCUCCUCUUAUGGACCCCAACACCGCCUCAGGUGCCACCCACGAGAUCGAGUUCAAGAAGAAGCCUUUCGGAAUCCUGCGCUACGCGCCCGGAGCGGGCGGCAACGGUGCCGUGGUCCGUGAAGUGAAGCAGGAGUCCCGCUACCCGGGUGACCCACAGGGCCAGGCUUUCGUGGCCGGGGUCCAGCCGGGUUGGGUCGUGGCCUCCGUGAACGGCCAGGAUGCGAAGAACAUCAAGUUCGAAGACCUCAUGGAGUUCAUGGACGACGAGGUGCUGGACCCUGUGGCAGCCCUGUCCCUGAACUUGAAGGAGAACGGCGUCUCCUCCGAAGGUAAGGGCAUCGGCGAGAGCACUUUCACCUUUGGUGGUGGCAACCUCGCCCCACUGCCCAUCAAGGUUGUGUACCAGGAGCCGUGA